AUGAAAGAUCCGUUUCCCAUCGCGCCCAUCCCGGCGCUCUCCAAGGCCGUUCAGCCCUUGGCUGAUUAUCUGUCGCUCCCCACGCUGCCUCUGCACAUCCACGAGGUCCUCAUCAUUGCCGCCUUUUACCACUUCAUCCUGGUGGUUGUCUCUCCGGUCGUGUCGAGCCGCCUGUUCCCGGCACAGUACAAGAGCCUGUCGAAGAGCAAGAAGCUGAAUUGGGAUGUCCACGUCGUCUCCCUUGUCCAGAGCACCCAGAUCAACGCGUUGGCCCUCUGGGUCAUCUUCACCGACGACGAACGCUGGGACAUGGAUGCUCAGGAGCGUGUUUAUGGUUAUACCGGCGGCGCCGCCCUGAUCCAGGCCCUGGCCGCCGGCUAUUUCCUGUGGGACCUGCUCAUCACUGCCGCCAACGUCAACAUCUUCGGGCUCGGCAUGCUUGCCCAUGCCAUCAGCGCCCUGCUGGUAUACUCGUUCGGCUUCCGGCCAUUUGUGAACUUCUACAGCACCACCUUCAUUCUCUGGGAGCUUUCCUCCCCCUUCCUGAACGUCCAUUGGUUCUGCGACAAGUUGGGCCUGACGGGCUCCAGGAUCCAGCUCUACAACGGCAUCGCCUUGAUCUUUACCUUUUUCUCAUGCCGCCUGGUUUGGGGUACCUACAACUCCUACAAGGUCUACAACGACGUGUGGCCCGUUCUUGGGACUAAGCCACUCUACAUUCCCUCGACCCCAGAGGCUGCCCAGAACCUGGGCGUGGGCGUCCCCGAACGGUACGGGUCGACGAUGCGAUUCGUGGAUGACUCAACCGUGAUCCCCCUAUGGCUGGGUGCCAUCUAUUUGGGGGCCAACCUGACUCUCAACUCCCUCAAUUUCUACUGGUUCGUCAAGAUGAUCCAGGCUGUCCAGAAGAGGUUUGAUCCGUCCAAGAAGGGGGAAGCGGAAGAGAAGACGAUCCAGGACGGAGCCGCGACGACGACUUCCAUACACGUCAAAUCUGAAAUCACGACUCGGCCUCGUAGGGGAACCAUCCUGGACGGAGAGGAAGGAGAUCAGCCUCCCCCCGUGAUAUAA
This is a messenger RNA of Neoarthrinium moseri, 1071 nucleotides long. RefSeq lists its product as uncharacterized. The record is from RefSeq and is a predicted model, not a curated record. Gene Ontology annotation, cellular component: membrane; endoplasmic reticulum. The transcript is spliced from 2 exons. NCBI's taxonomy places the organism in Eukaryota, Fungi, Ascomycota, Sordariomycetes, Amphisphaeriales, Apiosporaceae. Bases 1 to 1071 code for a protein of 356 amino acids. Gene Ontology annotation, biological process: lipid homeostasis.